AUGGAGAGAUCGUUGACUACGUACACCUGGAAUCACACAAAUAAACCAGACUUCAUCCUCAUGGGAUUGACAGAUUCCAAAAAAAUCCAGCUGGUUCUCUCUGUACUAUUUUUCCUGAUAUACCUGGCCACUGUCCUGGGGAACAUAGGCAUGAUACUGAUCAUUCGUCUAGAUACUCAGCUUCACACUCCAAUGUAUUUCUUCCUCACACAUCUGUCAUUUCUUGACCUCAGUUACUCAACUGCCAUCACACCAAAAACCUUAGAGAGCCUGCUAACAACAAACAAGAGCAUUUCCUACACAGAUUGUUUCACCCAACUGUACAUUUUUAUCCUCUUAGCAGCUACUGAAUGUUUUCUGCUCUCCUCAAUGGCCUAUGACCGCUACAUAGCCAUUUGUAACCCUUUACAGUACCCAGUUAUUAUGUCUUCACAGUGCUGCCUUGCUCUCCUCACUGGUUCCUAUGUAAUUGGAGCUGUGGAUUCCUCUGUCACUGUGUUUGGCAUGGUUAACCUGCAUUUCUGCAAGUCCAACAUCAUCCAUCAUUUUUACUGUGACACAUCUCCUCUUCUAUCUCUGUCUUUCAGUGACACACAUGUAGUUAAAAUCAUUAUAUUCAUUUUUGCAGGUUCCACAAUCCUGGGGUCCCUUAUCACAAUAUCUGUAUCCUAUGUAUCCAUUCUUUCUACUAUUUUGAAGAUAAAUUCCACUUCAGGAAAGCAAAAAGCUUUUUCCACUUGUGCUUCUCAUCUCCUCGGAGUGACUGUGUUUUACAGCACUCUGAUUUUUACUUAUUUAAAGCCAAGUAAGUCCUAUUCUUUAGGAAAGGAUCAAGUAGCUUCUAUUUUCUAUACAAUUGUGAUCCCCAUGCUAAAUCCUCUUAUUUAUAGUCUCAGAAACAAAGAAGUCAAAAGUGCUGUUGUUAGAUUAGUGAAGAAAAGACAAGGAUCUAGGAAGAUAAGAUAA
This is a messenger RNA of Rattus rattus (black rat), 966 nucleotides long. RefSeq names its product olfactory receptor 8H1-like. Gene Ontology annotation, cellular component: membrane. The record is from RefSeq and is a predicted model, not a curated record. Gene Ontology annotation, molecular function: olfactory receptor activity; odorant binding; G protein-coupled receptor activity. NCBI's taxonomy places the organism in Eukaryota, Metazoa, Chordata, Mammalia, Rodentia, Muridae. Gene Ontology annotation, biological process: G protein-coupled receptor signaling pathway; sensory perception of smell. The transcript is spliced from 2 exons. Bases 1 to 966 code for a protein of 321 amino acids.